Messenger RNA from Hevea brasiliensis (rubber tree), 1922 nucleotides. RefSeq names its product phloretin 4'-O-glucosyltransferase-like. Gene Ontology annotation, molecular function: UDP-glycosyltransferase activity. The record is from RefSeq and is a predicted model, not a curated record. Lineage: Eukaryota; Viridiplantae; Streptophyta; Magnoliopsida; Malpighiales; Euphorbiaceae. Bases 373 to 1773 code for a protein of 466 amino acids. The transcript has a single exon.
ACUGAAUUGAUCGAUCUUUGAAAAAGAAAACUGAAUUGAUCGAUCACAUGCACUGAACCAAUUAAAAAAUAAAAAAUCAGCAGUAUAUUUUUGUCUCUUCUUUCUACAACACUGUCUUCCGCCGUCUUAUUUGCAAAGUAGAACAAGCCUUUCACAAAAAACGUCACCACAAACGUCACCUUUUCAAUGCCAACGUCCUCUGUUUAAGCCUCACUUGUCUUCAUGCAUGUGCCAUAUUAUAGCCAUUCAUUAAUCCAAUAGCUGCUGCUACCACAAUUGCUGCUGCUACGUGCUAGUGCUCUUCAAUCUCACUCUCCAGUCUCAGCCGCAGUACGCCCCCCGCACAGCCACUUCAGCCGAAACACCACUGUCAUGAUGCAACCCCACUUUCUUCUAGUAACCUUUCCGGCGCAAGGCCACAUAAACCCAGCUCUCCAAUUCGCUAAGUGUUUAAUUCGAAUCGGUGUUCAUGUUACUCUUGCUACUUGUCUAUCUGCGACACGCCGCAUGGCUAAAACCUCAUUCCCUGACGGCUUGUCGUUAGCCACCUUUUCUGAUGGUUACGACGAUGGAUUCAAGUUCGGUCACGAUGACCAUAACAACUACGCGUCAGAGAUCAAGCGUCGCGGCUCACAAACUCUCAGUGAUAUGAUCGUGGCUAAGGAGAAUGAAGGCAAGCCAUUUACCUGCGUAGUCUACACAUUACUGCUUCCAUGGGCAGCUGAGGUGGCGCGUGCACAUCACCUUCCGUCUACACUUCUUUGGAUUCAGCCUUCAACGGUUCUUAGCGUCUUUUACUAUUACUUCAAUGGUUAUGGAGAUUUGUUUAGCAACUGCAGAGACCCCACUUACGUAGUCCAGUUACCAGGAAAGCUUCCACCGUUCACUGGCCGUGAACUUCCCUCCUUUUUAGUUCCCUCAAACCUUUAUACUUUUGCACUCGCUUCGUUUAAGGAGCAACUAGAGACGCUUAGCGAAGAAAGCAACCCAAAAAUACUCGUUAACACAUUUGAUGCAUUAGAACCCGAAGCCUUGAAAGCCAUUGAGAAGUUCAAUAUGAUAGGAAUUGGGCCACUACUUCCUUCCGCAUUUCUUGAUGGCAAAGAUCCGUCGGAUACUGCCUUUGGAGCUGAUUUUUUCCAAAGUUCAAAGGGUUACAAAGAAUGGCUGAACUCAAAACCAAAAUCAUCAGUAAUCUAUGUAUCGUUUGGGAGCAUUUGUGUCUUAUCUAAGCAACAAAUGGAAGAAAUUGCUUGUGGAUUACUGAAUAGCUCUCGUCCAUUCCUGUGGGUGCUAAGGGAAGAACCACUUGUGGAUGGGACUAAUGAAGAAAAUCAACUGAGUUGCAGAGAAGAAUUGGAAGAGAAAGGGAUGAUAGUUCCAUGGUGUUCUCAAGUGGAGGUUUUGUCUCAUCCAUCAUUAGGAUGUUUCGUGACUCAUUGUGGGUGGAACUCAACUUUAGAGGGCUUAGUUUCCGGCGUUCCGAUGGUGGCAUUUCCACAGUGGACUGAUCAAGGAACAAACGCAAAGUUGAUAGAAGAUGAAUGGCAAACAGGGGUGAGAGUGGUACCCAACGAAGAAGGGAUAGUCGUAGGUGAGGAGAUGGUGAGGUGCUUGGAGUUGGUCAUGGGAGAUGGAAAGAAUGCAGAAGAGAAAAGAAACAAUUCCAAGAAAUGGAAGAAUUUAGCAAUAGAAGCAGUGAAAGAAGGUGGCUCUUCAGAAAAGAAUCUUAGGGCUUUCGUGGAUGAGAUUAUUGGAGGAUGUUGUUCAUAAAUCAAGAUGAAACAAGGGCGGGUGAUGUGCGAAAAUUCUUGCCUCAUCUAUAAUUUCGUGUGAUAUAAUCUAUUAUGUUUGAAAUUUGGACUACGUUUUGAAAUUGUACUCUACUAGUCACAUUAAUAAAUUUCAAAGUUGAGACUUUA